AUUUUUAAAGAUGCAUGUAUAUUUAUGCGCGUUACUUAAUAAUGUGAACAUUUCCCAUACAGGGUACAUUGUAAUUUGAUGAAUCAUAUAUUCUAACAAAAUUAAAAUAAUUUUGAUUAUAAAUAUAUAUCUACUCAUGAUGAAUGUUAAGUAAAAAUUUUUAUUUUUUAUUUGAUUCAUAAUAGAAAUCAAGAAUAGAAGGUAGUACGUUGAUAUUUAUCAGUUGAUAUCUAUUCUCAUGUGCUUUUCAUGUGACCAGAUACAGAAUUAGUUAUUCAAGGUCAGAUGUGUACAAACCUCUAAGAACAUACUUAACUGGUCAUUUUUACUUGCAUUUGACUUGAAUCUUAUACCUUUUGUAUCUAAUUUUGAUAAUAUUUUAAUUUAAAUAUCAUCAUAUCCAUAUCUAUGUUUAAUAUUUGAUAUGAGUGAGUGAUUGUUUAUAAAAUAAAUGUUUAUACACAGUCAAAUUUUAUAGAAUGUCAUUUCCAAAUAAAGAAGAUCGCUUGAACUGUUGGAGUCAUAGAGAUGAAUAUUGGAAGUGCUUAGAUGAAGCAAAAUCAGAAACAGAUUGCAAUGAAUUUAGAAAAAAAUAUGAACAAUUUUGUCCUUCUCAAUGGGUGAAACACUUUGAUCGUAAAAGGGAAUAUCUAAAAUUUAAAGAGCGUUUGGAGCUAGAAGGAUAUGUUCCAGAAGAAAAAAAUCAAACAUCUCUUUAAUAAAACAAUUAUAACUUACAAAUGAAUGUAUCUAAGAGUAAUAAGCUUAUUAUUUAUUUAUUACAAUUUUCUUAGUUCAUAUAAAUAAUAAAUAGAUACUUACAAAA
This is a messenger RNA of Vespula pensylvanica (western yellowjacket), 826 nucleotides long. Its product is annotated as cytochrome c oxidase assembly factor 6 homolog. Bases 480 to 719 code for a protein of 79 amino acids. The transcript has 4 exons. Lineage: Eukaryota; Metazoa; Arthropoda; Insecta; Hymenoptera; Vespidae. Gene Ontology annotation, cellular component: mitochondrion; respiratory chain complex IV. Gene Ontology annotation, biological process: respiratory chain complex IV assembly. The record is from RefSeq and is a predicted model, not a curated record.